UAUUGGCCUUGUGGGUUUUCUCAUUUCUAAAUUGUACAUUGUGAAAGUGAAAUAAAUGACACUUUUUCCUCACUGGUUAGGUGAUCAUUUCAAAGGAAGCAUCAUCACUGGUAAUUGAAAACACUCCUGUCACGUCUGCAGUUCAUCAUGGACCAAACUCAGCAUUCAAAUAAAGGAGCAGAGCCGGAACCUCCAGAAAAAGAACCAAGGAGACUCUGCGAUGGAUUCAAGAUGUUUAUGGUAGCCCUUUCAUUCAGCUGUAUUUGUAAGACAUUAGGUGGAGUCAUAAUGAAAAGUUCCAUCACUCAAAUAGAAAGGAGAUUUGACAUACCGUCUUCUGUUGCUGGUUUGAUCGACGGAGGAUUUGAAAUUGGAAAUUUGUUUGUUAUUGUAUUUGUGAGUUACUUUGGAUCUAAGCUACACAGACCCAAGCUCAUUGGAAUCGGUUGUUUCAUUAUGGGAGUUGGAAGUAUUUUAACUGCUUUGCCGCAUUUCUUCAUGGGAUAUUAUAGGUACUCUGCAGAAAUGGACAUUAGUCCACUGGACAAUUCAACAUUAACCUGCUCAGUUAAUCAAACUUCGUCAUUCACUGAAACAUCACCUGAGAUACUGGGAAAAGGCUGUGGAAAGGAAUCCAAGUCAUAUACAUGGAUUUAUGUCCUGAUGGGUAACAUGCUUCGUGGAAUAGGGGAAACCCCUAUAAUGCCACUGGGAAUUUCUUAUAUUGAUGAUUUUGCAAAAGGACACUCUUCGAUAUACAUAGGUACUUUGAAUACAGUAGCAAUGAUCGGUCCCAUCCUUGGCUUUAUGAUGUCAUCUGUCUUUGCUCAAAUGUAUGUGGACAUUGGAUAUGUAGACCUGAGCACUAUCAGAAUAACUCCUAAGGAUUCUCGUUGGGUUGGCGCCUGGUGGCUGAACUUCCUUGUGUCUGGACUGUUAUCCAUUAUCUGUUCCAUACCAUUCUUUUUUCUACCCAAAAAUCCAAACCAACCCCAGAAGAAAAGAAAAGGUUCAACAUCUCUGCAUGUGCUCAAAAUAGAUGAGGAAAAGACUCAAACCGUGAAUUUGACCAAACAGGAGCAACACGCUACUACAAAUAUGAUGGGUUUUCUACAGUCCUUGAAAAGCAUCCUUACCAACCACCUAUACGUUAUAUACUUGGUUUUGACAUUGUUAAAAAUCAGCAGCUUUAUUGGGUCCUUUACUUAUAUCUUCAAAUUCGUAGAGCAACAGUAUGGACGGUCAGCAUCUCAGGCUAACUUUUUGUUAGGACUCAUAACCUUACCUGCUGUGGCAACAGGAAUGUUUUUAGGAGGAUUUAUUAUUAAAAAGCUCAAGCUGACCUUGGUCGGAAUUGCUAAAUUUGCGUUUUUCACUACCUUCAUGUCCUAUCUGUUCCAGCUGUUAUAUUUUCCUCUACUCUGUGAAAAUAAAUUAGUCGCUGGUCUAACCUUGACCUAUGAUGGAAUGAACCCAGUGGACUCUCAUGUAGAUGUACCACUUUCCUAUUGCAAUUCAGACUGCAGUUGUGAUAAAAACCAAUGGGAACCCAUCUGUGGGGAGAAUGGUGUGACUUACAUUUCACCCUGUCUAGCAGGGUGCAAAUCUUCUAGUGGUGGUAAAAAGCCUAAUAAUAACACAGUAUUCUACCAAUGCAGCUGCAUCAAAGCCCUUGGUGUCCAGAAUACAAAUUACUCAGCCCAUUUUGGGGAAUGUCCAAGAGAGACUUGUAAAACAAAAUUUUACCUUUAUAUAACUGUACAAGUUGUGAACUCUUUUUUCAUUGCAAUGGGAAGCACCUCGUUUAUCUUGAUUCUUGUGAAGAAUGUACAACCUGAACUGAAAUCUCUGGCAAUGGGUUUCCACUCACUGAUUAUCAGAGCUCUAGGAGGAAUUCUAGCACCUGUAUAUUUUGGGGCACUGAUUGACAGAACGUGUAUGAAGUGGUCCGUCAACAGCUGUGGAGCACGAGGAGCCUGUAGGAUAUAUAAUUCCACACUAUUUGGAACUGUUUACUUGGGUUUGUGCACGUCUUUAAAAUCUGCAGUACUUGUUUUAUAUGUUAUAUUCAUUUAUGCCAUGAAGAGAAAAUAUGAAGGGAAAGAUACCAAGACACAUGAAAAUAGUGAGAAAGUCCCGGAUGAAACAGACCCAGAAUCCCUACAUAAUAAUGGAUAUCACUGUGUGCCUUCUGCUGCAGCCAGCCAUGAAACACGUAUGUAAGGGCAGGAAAAGACGCUUCUGCUGUUGUGCUUCCCAAAAACAUUGUACUUGUAUUGACAAUUCCCACAUCAACAUAUGGUGGAAAAUGAAUAACCCUAUGAAUGCAUAACAAAACAAACUACAAGUCCAAAGGAACGGGAGCAUCAUGGUGAGGGCAUAGCUUUGCAUCUGAGGUUAGCAUAUGUAAUCCAUGCAAAUUUAGAAUGAGAAACUUGGUUAGUAUACAAUAGAAAAACUACAAAUCAAAAGGAACGGGAGCAUCAUGGUGAGGGCAUAGCUUUGCAUCUGAGGUUAGCAUAUGUAAUCCAUGCAAAUUUAGAAUGAGAAACUUGGUUAGUGUACAACAGAAAAAAAAAUAUUCGCUUAAUUAAUCCUGACUCGGUAAAAUGAGUGACUAUAAAAUAUAUGGCGGUACAAAAGAGAGAGAGAAAUUCAUUGGCUAUGUAAGGAGAAAAGUGAGGUGUUUCUGAAAAUCAAAGUUUGGAUGGCGUGUUCAAGCCCAAGGUCUCACAUGAUGAUUUUUACAGUCCUUCAUGAUACCAUCUGGUGUUCAUGUCAAAUCAUGUUUCACAGACUUAUUAAUUUGAAAUUAUGUCAACAACUUCCUCUUCCCAUGUGCUGUUAUAACACCAACGAACCAUGUACGUGGUUCUUCAUCAGUAUUAUGAUAGAGCUGUAUUUAAAUUACAAGCUCCGAUUGUCAUAAAACAAACCAUAGGAUGUCCUUUUGUCAACUAUAGAAGUGGAUUUUUAAAAAAGACUUCAACUGGAGAAAGCAAAGACCUGGAAUAAAUAAGCCUUCACGCCCCUGGCCAGCUCUCUGGGACAAGUGUCUGCAGCCUAUCACAGAUAAGAAAUCAGCUCUCACCAUUAUAUAAUGUUUUAUUUAUUCCUUUCAUGUGUACAAAGAGAUA
Messenger RNA from Nannospalax galili (Upper Galilee mountains blind mole rat), 3137 nucleotides. RefSeq names its product solute carrier organic anion transporter family member 1B2-like. The transcript is spliced from 14 exons. Bases 148 to 2223 code for a protein of 691 amino acids. The record is from RefSeq and is a predicted model, not a curated record. Gene Ontology annotation, cellular component: membrane. Gene Ontology annotation, biological process: sodium-independent organic anion transport; transmembrane transport. Lineage: Eukaryota; Metazoa; Chordata; Mammalia; Rodentia; Spalacidae. Gene Ontology annotation, molecular function: protein binding.